AUGUUAUUUGUGUUACUUUCUUUCUUUCUUUCUUUCUUUCUUUCUUUCUUUCUAAAAAUUUGCACUUUUUCCUACUUCUGUUCUUUUUUCGUUCAUUUUUUUCUUUCUUCUUUUCCCUGGAAAAUUGCCAUUGUUUGCUUUCUUCAGGAAUUGAUUUUAUUUUAUUUUUCUUUCUUUCUUUCUUUCUUUCUUUCUUUCUUUCUUUCUUUCUUUCUUUCUAAUUUAUUUCUUAUUAUAUUCUUUCUUUUUUAUUUUCUUUCUUUUUACUUUCAUUCUUUCUGUAGGAAAAUUUCCACUUUUUCACACUUCUCGUAUGUGCUGUUUCAUUUCCGUUCUUUUGUUAUUUUUCAUUUCCGAGAAAUUUGCCAUUUUUUACGUUCUUCAGGAACUUUCUUUCUUUCUUUCUUUUUUCUUCUACCCCGCCAUUCUUAUUUUUAUCCCCAAUUCAUUCAUACCUUCUUUUUAUUUUCUUUCGUUUUUAUUUUUUCUUUCUUUUUUAUUCCUUUCUUUCUUAAUUUCUAUUUUCUUUAUUUCUUUUUAUUGUUUUUGCUGCUUUUUUGUUUGUUUGUUUCUUUCUUUCUGUACGAAAAUUUCGACCUUUUCCUACUUCCGGUAUUAGCUAUUUCAUUUCCGUUCUUUUGUUCUUUCUUCAUUUCCUGGAAAAUUUGUUAUUUUCCUCUUUCUUCAGGAAUUUUUAUCUUUCUUUCUUUCUUUCUUUCUUUCUUUCUUUCUUUCUUUAGGAAAAUAAUUUUUCUUUCUUUCUUUCUUUCUUUCUUUCUUUCUUUCUUUCUUUCUCCCUAG
This is a messenger RNA of Acanthosepion pharaonis, 801 nucleotides long. The record is from the annotation of a GenBank genome assembly. Lineage: Eukaryota; Metazoa; Mollusca; Cephalopoda; Sepiida; Sepiidae.